This is a messenger RNA of Rangifer tarandus platyrhynchus (Svalbard reindeer), 594 nucleotides long. NCBI's taxonomy places the organism in Eukaryota, Metazoa, Chordata, Mammalia, Artiodactyla, Cervidae. The record is from the annotation of a GenBank genome assembly.
AUGAAGUGGGGUGGGGGCGAGGCUCCCCCAAAUCCAAGGAGAACGGUUGCUCAGGGACCUGACGGCCCGGCCUUUCCUCUCUUGCCCGUGGGGCUUUCUACUCCGGGGGCCCCGCGCUGCGGCUGCAGCCCCAGGCUCGGCUCCACGCCACUCCCCACGCCGCCGCCGUCGCCGCCGCUCGCUCCCGGCCCCGCCGCCGCCGCUGCCCUGCCAGCCCCGGAGGCAGCCCAGUGCGCGCAGCCGCACUGCGGCCCGGCGCAGACGGCAAAACACCUACCGCUCGGCCGCGGGGGGGGCGUGGACCAGUGUGUGCGGGCACGGGCGCGGGCAGGCUGGGGGCUGGUGGGUGGCGGGGGGCGCCCGGGCGCGGAGGGCGGGCGCGGGCCAGCGGGGCCCGGAACGCGCGCCUCCGGGGCCGAGGAGGCAACUGGCCGAGCUGGUGAAGAGCAGGAAAAACGUGGGGGAGGAACGCCCUCCUUCCUCCUCUAUACCGCUCUCCAGCCAACCCAGUCUCCAAGGCGCAGCUCAAGUCGUGGCUUGUCAGGGUCCCUGGCAGCCAAGGCCCCUGCCCGCCUCGGAAAGAAACGCGUGUAG